CAAAAAGAAGAGAAACAUGGCCGCAAUGAAUGUUCCUGGAUUUCAAGAUCAGUUUUGGAGUAAUGGACCAUCACCAGGCGCUUUCUAUAACUUUCCCGGCAAUCCAAGUAGUUCUAGAACUGCUGAAAAAUUUUCACCGGCUAAGAGAACUUUAUACCCCACCACAACUGGUACCUCUGUGCUUGGUGUGAAGUUUGAUGGUGGAAUUCUUAUGGCAGCAGACACAUUAGGAUCCUAUGGAUCUCUUGCAAGAUUCCGAGAGGUCUCAAGACUCACUGCUGUUGGCAAUAACACAGUUGUUGGUGGUUCUGGGGAUUAUGCUGAUUUUCAGCAUCUGAAAUCUCUUCUGGAUCAGAAAGUUAUUGAUGAUGCCUGUUUAAAUGAUGGCCAUGGUUACACUCCAAAGUCCAUAUAUUCUUGGUUAACAAGAAUAAUGUAUUACAGGCGCACACGUUUUGAUCCCCUGUGGAAUCAAGUUGUUGUUGGUGGUGUCCACAAUGGUGAAAGUUUCCUGGGAUGUGUUGACAAGAUUGGCAUAGCUUUUGAAGCACCCACAAUAGCCACUGGGUUUGGUGCAUAUCUUGCCCAGCCAAUUCUCCGUGAUGCAUUUGAAAAAGAUCCCAGCAUGUCUCUAGAGGAGGCUAGGCAAGUGAUCACUAAAUGUCUGCAGGUGUUGUUUUACAGAGAUGCCAGGUCACUAAACAAGUAUGAAAUUGCAGUCAUUACAAGUGAUGGUGUUGUGAUUGAACCAGCAACCAGUGCACAAACCAAUUGGGAAAUUGCUCCAAUGGUCAAAGGCUAUGAAUAAUUCUUGGAUAGUGUGGAUGUUUUCCUUUGCCAUCUUAUUCUUCAUAUAUCAUCGUUUGUGGUCCUGUAUAAUACAUUCUGAAAAUGUGCUUGUAAAGAAAACUGAUAAUAAAAUAUCAAACCCUUUCAGUAA
Messenger RNA from Pocillopora verrucosa, 940 nucleotides. RefSeq names its product proteasome subunit beta type-4-like. NCBI's taxonomy places the organism in Eukaryota, Metazoa, Cnidaria, Anthozoa, Scleractinia, Pocilloporidae. The record is from RefSeq and is a predicted model, not a curated record. Gene Ontology annotation, cellular component: proteasome core complex.